AUGCGGCCGCAGCUCUUUCGUGCGGCCGCCCGGUCGCUCCGGGUGCCCAGGACCCGUGCCUUUGCGACAACAGCCCCUCGGGCAGCCGAGGUGGAACUGACUGUUGAUGGCAAGAAGGUAUCCGUGGAAGCCGGCUCUGCUCUCAUCCAAGCUUGCGAGAAGGCAGGCUCUACAGUCCCCAGAUACUGCUAUCACGAAAAAUUGGCGGUUGCAGGAAACUGUCGUAUGUGUCUCGUCGAAGUUGAGCGAGCCCCCAAGCCGGUGGCAUCGUGUGCAUGGCCCGUCCAGCCUGGUAUGGUCGUCAAGACUAACUCACCCCUGGUCCACAAGGCCCGUGAGGGUGUGAUGGAGUUCCUCCUCGCCAACCACCCUCUUGAUUGCCCUAUCUGUGACCAGGGUGGUGAAUGUGAUCUUCAGGACCAGUCCAUGCGUUAUGGUUCCGAUAAAGGCCGUUUCCACGAAGUCGGCGGCAAGCGUGCAGUGGAGGACAAGAAUAUCGGCCCUCUCGUGAAGACCUCCAUGAACCGCUGCAUUCAGUGCACUCGCUGUGUUCGAUUCAUGAACGACGUGGCAGGUGCACCCGAGCUGGGAUCCUCCGGCCGUGGUAAUGACAUGCAGAUCGGAACAUACCUAGAGCAGAAUCUCAGCUCUGAGUUGUCCGGUAACAUCAUUGAUCUCUGCCCUGUCGGUGCCUUGACAUCUAAGCCCUAUGCUUUCCGUGCCCGACCAUGGGAGCUGAAGCACACCGAGUCUAUCGACGUUCUUGAUGCCCUCGGCUCUAACAUCCGGAUCGACAGCCGUGGCCUGGAAGUGAUGCGUAUUAACCCACGCCUGAACGAUGACGUUAACGAGGAGUGGAUUAAUGACAAGGCGCGUUUCGCUUGUGAUGGAUUGAAGACCCAGCGACUUACUACUCCUCUUAUUCGGCGGGAGGGUAAGUUUGCUCCCGCCACUUGGGAGCAGGCCCUGGCUGAGGUAUCCUCGGCCGCCGAGAAACUCCAGCUGAAGUCGAAUGAAUUCAAGGCUGUUGCUGGACAUUUGGUGGACACCGAGUCGCUCGUUGCCAUGAAGGAUUUGGCUAACAAGCUGGGUUCUGACAACCUCGCCCUGGACCAGCCUGGUGGCAGUGCGCCUAUUGCCCACGGCAUAGAUGUUCGUUCCAGCUAUCUGUUCAACUCUACAAUCUACGGUGUUGAACAGGCCGAUGCUAUUCUGCUGGUUGCUACUAACCCUCGUAACGAGGCCUCCGUCCUGAACGCCCGUAUUCGUAAGCAGUACCUUCGCUCGGAUUUGGAGAUCGGCCUUGUUGGCGAAGAGUUCGAGAGCACUUUCGAAUAUGAGCAUCUGGGUGCUGAUGCCUCUUCCUUGAAGGCUGUUUUGGCCGGUGAAUUCGGGAAGAAACUGGCUGCUGCUAAGCGUCCUAUGAUUGUCGUCGGUAGCGCAGCUGCUGAGCACGCCGAUUCCAAGGCCAUCUUCGAGAUUGUUGGUUCCUUCGUUGAGAAGCACACUGGCAACUUCAACACUCCCGAAUGGCAAGGCUACAACGUCCUGCAACGUGCCGCAUCUCGGGCUGGUGCCUAUGAAGUGGGCUUCACUGCCCCGUCCGCCGAGGUUGCUCAGACUGCCCCUAAGAUGGUCUGGCUCAUCGGUGCCGAUGAGAUCGCCGAGAGCGAGAUCCCCAAGGAUGCCUUUGUUGUCUACCAGGGCCACCACGGUGACCGUGCUGCCCAGUUCGCAGAUGUUGUUCUUCCCGGUGCUGCAUACACCGAGAAGGCCGGUACUUAUAUCAACACUGAGGGUCGUGUACAGGUUACCCGUGCGGCAACAUCGUUGCCUGGUGCCGCUCGUGAUGACUGGAAGAUCAUCCGUGCCGCUAGCGAGUUCUUUGGCGUCCCCCUCCCAUACGAUGACAUUGAGGCCCUGCGCGACCGAAUGGAAGAGAUCAGCCCUGUACUGCGCCGUUACGACGCCGUUGAGCCCACAUCCGUUGGCGCUCUGAGCAAAGUGCAGCUAGUCGACCAGAACAAGGGUGCUAUCACCACUGGUGCUCCCUUCAAGCAACCUAUCGAAGACUUCUACUUCACUGACUCUAUCUCCCGAAGCUCACCCACCAUGGCCCGCUGCUCCAUUGCCAAGAAGACUGGAAACCCAGAAACUAACUUUAUGGCCGCUGGCGAGAUGUCCCCUCAGGCUCUGCACGGUUAA
Penicillium taxi is the source of this 2205-nucleotide messenger RNA. Its product is annotated as putative NADH-ubiquinone oxidoreductase, subunit G. Gene Ontology annotation, cellular component: membrane. The record is from RefSeq and is a predicted model, not a curated record. Gene Ontology annotation, biological process: ATP synthesis coupled electron transport. The transcript is spliced from 7 exons. NCBI's taxonomy places the organism in Eukaryota, Fungi, Ascomycota, Eurotiomycetes, Eurotiales, Aspergillaceae. The coding region runs from base 1 to 2205 and encodes 734 amino acids. Gene Ontology annotation, molecular function: NADH dehydrogenase (ubiquinone) activity; iron-sulfur cluster binding.